GCCCACAUGCCUAUCGAGUUUGUGUGCAAAAUCAAGUUCGCUGAGGGAGAUGAGGCUAAAGCAGCCCCACCCAAAGGAGGUGGUGGUGGCCCGAUUGACAAAGGAGCAGGCAUGGCUGAUCUGGCUGCUUUUGCCAGCUCCUCAUCUCUGCAUGGCUUGGCCCAGGUGUUGGGGUCAUCAGGAACAGGCCGGGCAAGCAUGAGGCGGACAAUGUGGGCGCUGGCCCUGCUGGCAUCACUGGUGCUCUUCCUGUACCAAGCGUCCCGGAGCACAGGUACUUACCUGGAGCACCCACAUGUCACUGCGCUGAGCGAGGAAAGCCGGCGUGAGCUCACUUUCCCUGCCAUCACACUGUGCAACGUGAAUCGCUUCCGCUUCUCUGCACUCACCGAUGCUGACAUCUACCACCUGGCCAACCUGACUGGGCUGCCACCGAAAAGCCGUGGUGGGCACCGACCAGGGGAGCUGCAGUACCCGCCUCCUGACAUGCUGGACAUCUUCCAGCGCACAGGCCACCAGCUUGAUGAGAUGCUGAAGAGCUGCAACUUUAGCGGACAAAACUGCUCUGUCCAUGACUUCAGCGUGGUGUACACGCGUUACGGGAAAUGCUACACCUUCAACGGGAACAAGACCUCACCAAAGCGGACACGGCAGGGGGGCAUGGGAAAUGGCCUGGAGCUGAUGCUGGAUAUACAACAAGAUGAAUACCUCCCUAUCUGGAGAGAGACCAAUGAGACCACUCUGGAGGCUGGGAUCCGUGUUCAGAUUCAUAGUCAGGAUGAGCCUCCCUACAUCCACGAGCUGGGCUUUGGAGUUUCACCAGGAUUCCAAACCUUUGUGUCCUGCCAGGAACAGAGGCUGUCGUACCUACCGCAGCCAUGGGGAAACUGUCGUGCAUCGUCAGAGCCAGUGAUCCCUGGAUACGACACGUACAGCGUGAGUGCCUGCAGACUGCACUGUGAGAGCGUCCAGGUUCAGAGAGAGUGCAACUGUCGGAUGAUACAUAUGCCAGGAAAUGCCGACAUCUGUACGCCAACAAAAGUGAAAUGUGUCGACAGAGCACUUGCUUUGCUGGAGGUAAGCACAGGAGAUUCAUGUGUGUGCGAGACUCCGUGUAACGUCACACGUUAUGCAAAAGAGCUCUCUAUGGUUAAAAUUCCCAGCAAAGGGUCAGCACGCUACCUCUCUCGCAAAUACCGCAAGACUGAGGAGUAUAUCAGGGACAACUUCCUGGUCCUGGAUGUUUACUUUGAAGCCCUGAACUACGAAACGAUCGAGCAGAAGAAAGCAUACGACAUAGCUGGACUGUUAGGGGACAUCGGAGGCCAGAUGGGACUUUUCAUUGGAGCCAGUGUUCUCACAAUAUUAGAGAUACUUGAUUACAUCUAUGAGGUAAUCAAAUAUAGGCUCAAAAGACUACUGAGACCACAAAAGUACCAGAACCAACAGAGCCAGAGGAACCAAAUCCAGAGAACAAAGAACCACCGUGAUCUGAAUCUAAGGUCGCAGCUAACACCAAGCACUAUUGCAACAGUCAGACUAGAGGAAUUCAAGCCCAGAGAGGCUAGCGAUGGGACAAGAGCUCAACCACACAGUGUAUAUCCAGCUUCAGUGUUACCAAACCACCACACACAAGCCACUGGACAGGAAGACUUUGCUUGCUAGGAGAUGAUUUCUCUUUAGCGUUCCUCAAUGUCUACAAUAAUUUCCCAUUAGACUUUUGGCACUUGGAUGGAACCACACAUUGGAGUAGGACAUUAUGUUUAAUCACCUGUAUAAGCUGCAGCCAAAGUCAAGCCCACAUGGAGCUCACACUCAAUGCCCCUUUUUAGCCAAUGCAAGGUAUGUGGCUAGGUUGGGGGUCAAACUGGCUUAAACCACCUCCGUUACAUCAGCACAUAUUCGUAUUGGCAUCGUUCUGCAGUAGCACCAGUGGAACAAAGCCAAUUUGAU
Neoarius graeffei (lesser salmon catfish) is the source of this 1953-nucleotide messenger RNA. It is a transcript of the gene asic4b, whose product is annotated as acid-sensing (proton-gated) ion channel family member 4b. Gene Ontology annotation, molecular function: ligand-gated sodium channel activity. Bases 7 to 1665 code for a protein of 552 amino acids. Gene Ontology annotation, cellular component: membrane. The transcript has 10 exons. Gene Ontology annotation, biological process: sodium ion transmembrane transport. The record is from RefSeq and is a predicted model, not a curated record. Lineage: Eukaryota; Metazoa; Chordata; Actinopteri; Siluriformes; Ariidae.